Leptidea sinapis is the source of this 1091-nucleotide messenger RNA. RefSeq names its product luciferin sulfotransferase (gene St2). Gene Ontology annotation, biological process: sulfation. Lineage: Eukaryota; Metazoa; Arthropoda; Insecta; Lepidoptera; Pieridae. The record is from RefSeq and is a predicted model, not a curated record. The transcript is spliced from 5 exons. Gene Ontology annotation, cellular component: cytoplasm. Gene Ontology annotation, molecular function: sulfotransferase activity. Bases 1 to 996 code for a protein of 331 amino acids.
AUGAGAACGCGGCCAAAUUUGACGUUUUCGAAGCUAGAUGAGGAGACGGGCGCGAUGUUGGACAAGAUGUUCGAAAAAAAAGAUUGCAUGGUCGAGAUAAAUCCUGGCCGGGUGAUUCUACCGGCUGACUAUAUGACGAUAGGUCAAGAUAUUUUGGAUAUGGAAGUUCUGGACAGCGAUGUUUGGAUGUGCUCUUAUCCACGUACUGGAUCCACAUGGGCUCAAGAAAUGGUUUGGUUGGUUGGUCACGAUUUGGACUACGAAGGUGCGAAGUCUUUGCAACAAAUUCGUUGCCCUCUAGUAGAGCUGUCAUGUAUUAUGGUGGAUGGUCAUGCUGAAUGGCACGACGAAUCUGUCAAGGGUACGUCUGUAGACCUCGUGAAGUACCGUCUACCACAUCCUAGAUAUAUUCGGAGUCAUCUACCUUGGGAUCUGCUGCCGAUUGAUAUCGUUAAUGAAGAUGGCAUGGCAAAGCCUAAGGUAAUUUAUACAUCGCGGAACCCAAAAGACAUGGUAGUUUCAUAUUAUCACUACUGUACAUUGGUGCAUGGUCUCAAGGGCAGUUUUGAAGACUUCUGUGACUUGUUCAUGAGAGAUAGAGCACCAUUUGGACCUGUAUGGAACCAUAUUCUAGGUUUUUGGAAAAGGCGUCACGACCCAAAUAUACUGUUCAUAAAGUUUGAGGAGAUGAAGCGCGACCUACCAAUGGUCGUACGGAAGACAGCCGACUUUCUGGGCAAGAUUAUGACCGAUGAGCAAGUCGAUAAGCUUUGUGAUCAUCUAUCAUUCCAAAAUAUGAAACAGAACCGAGCUGUUAACUUGGAUGCGAUACUAGAAAAGUCUUUCGGCAAAAGCUAUUUAGAAGGAACUCCACUGAGAUUCAUCAGAAAAGGUGAGAUUGGAGAUUGGAAGAACUAUAUGUCUGAUGAUCUUUCUAGAAGAUUCGACGAUUGGGCUCACUCACAUCUGAAGGGGACUGAAUUAAGUUUUGAGUAAUAUUUUAAAGUAAAUUCAUACAGCUUGUAACUUUUAGUGACACUUUAGAUGUAUGGUUUAUAGAGGACUCCUACAGAAAGCGAUAUUAAUGAAUU